Molecule: messenger RNA, 1359 nt
Organism: Penicillium chermesinum
Lineage: Eukaryota; Fungi; Ascomycota; Eurotiomycetes; Eurotiales; Aspergillaceae
Exons: 3
Coding region: 1-1359 (452 amino acids)
Source: RefSeq, a predicted model, not a curated record
AUGCCCCACAGGCUGGUCCUGUGGAAGCCUCGAAAUCCUCCCCCCCCAAAACAAGAUCCAAGACCGCAGGUGGUGCCAGAGGAAAAGCCUGCAGCGCAAAAAAAGCCUGUCCCCAAUGUAUUCCAAUUUCUAGAAGCCACCGACGCCUCGUCCUCCUCAGAAUCAGAGUCCCACUCCGACUCUGAAUCGUCGGAGGGAGAAUCCUCCCCUCAUACAGCCAUCGCGAAGAUCCAGUCCCCUAAGCCGCGGUCAAAUCCUGUGUCGCCUUCUUUACUGGCAUCGAAGGCCAAUGCACAGAAGUCCCCUACAUCCUCUACUAGUAUAUCACGGAACUCUAGCGGCUCCCGUCCGCCAGUACCAUCGGCCCCGUCACCACCUCCAAGGAAGCAGAUGCAAAUUUCACGGAAGCAGCAGAAGCCGUCUGCCAAAUCACUUACAGCACCAUCGCCACCUCCUGAUGAAUUUCAAUUACAAAUAACUCGCCCGGAAAGCUACUAUGCAUCCAAAGAGACUGCUUUACACCGCCAGCCACUUCCACCCUCACCCCCAAGCAGCCCAGAAGACAGCAUCCAUCGCGGUAUACCUACUCGCCGAAGGGACUCGAGUGCAUCAGAAGUAUUGUCGGGUUACGGCCUCGUUGCUUCAUACCUCACACGGUCCUCUGCGGAGGAAAAAGGCUCAUUCCCUCCAUUGUAUCGACGCUUCGAAAGUGUCAAUCAUCGGGUGCUGCUCCACCUUCAAGAUGAGAUAUCGCAGAUGGAGGAAGAUUUACAGGCCCUCGACGAGUAUGAGGAAAUGCACCGUGUAGCGGCAGCCGAGAAAGAAGGCUCCAAAGUCGUUCCCGCAUCUCGCCGCGUGGAAGCCCAGACCCAGGCCUACUCGACUCUACAUUACCGGCGCAUGGAGCUGAUGGCUGCCUUGACUCAGAAAACCGAACAAUAUAUUCCUAUAGUAAAGUCAUCCAGACACUCCCCUCGUGCCUCAGAAGACGAUAUCUCCAACUACCGCUCCUGGAUGAAACAACGCAAUCCCAUUGCCGCUUCUGAGACCAGAUUCCUAGACCGAGGCUCCGAUCUUGUGUCUCUCACCCCGCGCCUCGCCUCAUCGGCGGCCUCCGCCCCUGUGUAUAUGUCCACCUUCAUCGCUGCGGGGGCGAUCCUAAUGCCACUGCUGGCAUUCAGCCUGAUCGCGGAGUUUGCCGGCCGACUCGUCGUGGUUACAGUCAUCGGCGGUGCAGCCGCAGCCAUUGCGGCCAACUAUUCCGCCGGCAUUGACACUUUGAUUGACUCGAGGGAUGGCUGGAAAUGCGCUUCUGUGUAUUUUGGCUUCAUGACUAUCGCUGCGCUGUUCAUACCUUAG